CAUUUUGUUUUAUUUGUGUUGAUAGGAGCUGAGUCCCCGAUGUUCUCUCUCGACGGUGACGUGUCCUGCCAAAGAACGGUGCCCAGGUCUAAAUGGAAUGGUCCGAACUUGAGAAGGGACCCCCAAAGAUGACGCUUGUCCAAAAAGGACACGACUGCAGAAUCCUAAGACCCAUUUAGGAUGGUGCGGGUAGUAUUUCUGCAUCCUGACCUCGGUAUAGGUGGAGCAGAACGUCUAGUUGUCGAUGCUGCUGUUGCCCUUAAGUCUAAGGGAUGUAAUGUCCAGAUCUGGACUGCUCACUAUGACCCGAACCACUGUUUCUCUGAGACCCUUGACCCAGACCUACCCGUGGUUUGUGUGGGGGACUGGCUGCCCACCAAUGUUUUUGGUUACCUCCAUGCCGUAUGUGCUUACAUGAGGAUGAUCUACGUGGCUGUCUAUUUGGUUUUCCUCAGCGGGCUGGAGUAUGAUGUCGUUUUUUGUGAUCAGGUGUCAGUGUGUAUUCCAGUGCUGAGGCUGUCUCGUCACAGAAAAAAGGUUUUAUUCUACUGUCACUUCCCGGACCAGCUGCUGACGCAAAGGAAAUCAGCCCUCAAGAAACUUUACCGUGCUCCCAUUGACUUCCUGGAGGAGCGUACCACUGGCAUGGCUGAUAUGAUUCUGGUAAACAGCCAGUUCACCGCGGGAGUCUUCAGGGAGACCUUUCAGAGUCUCACAGGGGUCCAGACAGAUGUCCUCUAUCCCUCCCUGAACACGCGCACAUUUGACCAGCCGCCCACUGAAGCGCAAGGCCUGUGGGGGCUGAUCCCUGAGGGAACCUCCCACCUGUUCCUCUCUCUCAACCGAUACGAGCGAAAGAAGAACCUAGGCCUGGCCCUGCGAGCCCUGGCGGCGCUGAGGAGCAUGCUCCCUCCGGGCCGAAGAGCGGGCGUUCACCUGGUGGUGGCGGGCGGCUACGACGACCGAGUCAGCGAGAACGUGGAGCACUACGCCGAGCUGAAAGCGCUGGCAUCGCAGCUCCACUUGGAGGACUUUGUGACUUUCUUACGCUCCCCCUCGGACUCCGUCAAGGUGGCACUGCUGCGGGGCAGCCAUGCGGUGCUGUACACGCCGAGCAGGGAACAUUUCGGGAUCGUUCCCGUCGAGGCCAUGUACUGCUGCUGCCCUGUUAUCGCCGUGAACUCCGGGGGGCCCCUGGAGAGCGUGGCGGACGGCGAGACCGGCUUCCUGUGUGAGCCCACGGCGGAGGCCUUCUCUAAGGCCAUGGAGAGGCUGAUCGUGGAGACGCAGCUCCGCAGGGACAUGGGACAAGCUGGCAGGAAGAGGGUGCAAGAUAAGUUCUCUCUUCAGGCCUUCUCAGAGCAGCUGUAUAGACACGUCGUCGGGCUUAGCCAAUGACAAGACUGAAAUUUUUUUUUCUUUGUAUGUUUUGGGAAAUGGGGACCUGACUGUUUCUGCGGUGAACUACGAGGCGGUCGCGGUAUUACAAAGAUUUAAGAAGACAAUUAAUCAGCGUUGCUGAGAAACAGCAUUCUAUGCCAAUUAUGAGGAAAAUAAGUGUUUCCAUAAUAGGCUGGUCUGUGUAUUUGUCGCAGUGUGGCAACCAAAAAAUAUUGAUUCAUUCAGUGAAAUGUUUCUUCCCCUUUUUGGCCAUCUUUAUUAGCGGAGGAACGCAGUUAUCAUCAGGCAGUACACGCAGUCCUAAAUCAAUAAACAGGAUGCUUUCUUCCA
Molecule: messenger RNA, 1731 nt
Organism: Hippocampus comes (tiger tail seahorse)
Lineage: Eukaryota; Metazoa; Chordata; Actinopteri; Syngnathiformes; Syngnathidae
Gene: alg2
Product: ALG2 alpha-1,3/1,6-mannosyltransferase
Exons: 5
Coding region: 181-1398 (405 amino acids)
Biological process (GO): dolichol-linked oligosaccharide biosynthetic process
Cellular component (GO): endomembrane system
Molecular function (GO): GDP-Man:Man(1)GlcNAc(2)-PP-Dol alpha-1,3-mannosyltransferase activity
Source: RefSeq, a predicted model, not a curated record